Cercopithifilaria johnstoni is the source of this 1425-nucleotide messenger RNA. The record is from the annotation of a GenBank genome assembly. NCBI's taxonomy places the organism in Eukaryota, Metazoa, Nematoda, Chromadorea, Rhabditida, Onchocercidae.
AUGCUAAGAAAUGUUCGUGAUUUUGUGCGAAAUGUGCUAAGGAAAGCAAAACAAGUAAAAAAUAUUAGGAUGGAUGUGUUUAUAUCCGCGCCAUCUGAUUCAGCUGGUGUCGUCGAUGGUGAACCUGUUAGAAAAAGCAGAAGAAAAGAAUAUUCCUAUGCAUUGCUGCUAGCAUAUCAAGGCAAGAAGUACAACGGUAUGCAGGUACAAAAAAAUUUCCCCACAAUUGAGGGCGAAUUGUUCAAAGCGAUGGCUAAAUGCAGAUACAUUUCUGAGGAUGACAUUCUUAGUCCACUUCGUUUUGCAUUUCAGAGAGCUGCUAGGACAGAUCGUUCCGUAUCCGCAGCUCGCCAGAUGUGCUCGAUGCGGUUAGCACCAGAAAACCAUGAAUAUUUUCUAAAAACAGCCACUGAUAAAUUGAAUGCACAUUUACCUGAAGAAAUUCGGGUUUUGGGUGUUAGACGUGCAAUCCGUUCCUUCAAAGCUCAUAAGAAUUGUGAUAAACGAACUUAUUCUUAUACUUUGCCAACUUACGCAUUCGCCAGAGCACAUGAGUUGACAACCAGUGCCUUCCGCAUUAGCGAAACAUCUAUUGCUGAAUUGAAUGACCUACUUUCAUUGUACAAAGGGACGCAUAAUUUUUUCAAUUAUACUUCCGGAAGAAUCUACGAAGAUCGAAGCAACAUGCGAUAUAUACAUGACUUUAAAUGUGGUCCAACAGAACUUGUUGAAGAUGAAGUACGAGAUGAUAUGGUUGAAUUUAUUACUCUUUAUAUCACUGGACAAAGCUUUAUGCUGCAUCAGAUUCGGAAAAUGAUCGGGAUGACAAUAGCAGUUUUCAGAGGAUUAUGUGGUAAAACUGAGAUGGAAAAUACAUUUCUAAGUGAGCGAAUGGACAUACCAAAGGCACCAGGUCUAGGUUUAGUAUUAGACAAGGUGCACUACGAAAGUUACGAUAAGUGGUAUGAAAAAACACACGAAAGGUUAAAUAAUUGGGGUGAAGAAACUGAAACUAAGGCUGAUGAAUUUCGACAGCUUUACAUAAUUGCGGAAAUUUAUCGUCAGGAGCUUGCUACUCAUUCGAUGUUCUUAUGGUUAACAACCUUAAUAAGACAUGAUAUAAUGAUACCGGGAAUUACAAGGCAAUCACAAGAAAGAUCACCAUUGGGAUUAGCUUCCGAUCUUGCAUAUCAUGCAAAUGAGGAAUUAAAGAAAAUAAAAGAAAAAAAGGAAAGUCAGAUUUUCACUGACAGCGAGAAAGAACAAACAGAUGAUGUGGGAGAACUAAUGAAGAAGGAUUCGAAUUCAGAGUUAUUAGAAAAUUCAGAAGGAAGUUCCACAGACACAAUAGCUGUUGCUGGCACUUCUCCAAAAAAAUACUACACUCCAGAAAGUCCUGACACUUCCACUACAUCUCUCCUUUGA